GCCAGCAAACGGCCACCCUUUCAUGUAAAGUUAUUAUUGAAAGACUCAGCCCUGACAUGAGGGAAGGGAUCAGGCCAGCAGCCUUGCCUGUGGGCCACUCCCCAGAACCCACAGCAGCCUUGCCUGUGGGCCACUUCCCAGAACCUACAGGGAAAAUUCCUAUUGGGAAGGUUCGCUUUGAAAUGGGUCCUCCACUACCUCCUCUUCUGAUGCCUCUCACUGUAACUCCUCCGAGACCGGUAAAACCUGCUAAUCCAAGACAGGUGAUUGGUAAACUGUCCUUUCCCUCACCAAUGGAAAGACCUGUUUCCCCUCUGGGGUCCCAAACAGCACCUGAUGGUCAGAUGUUGAGCUCCCCGUCUCGAACCGCUCCUUCCUCACCACUACAGUUUGGUUCAGCCACUCCUAAACACGCCCUUCCUGUUCCAGGGAGACUUCCUGCCUUCAGCCCUUCCUCUUCCUCCACUAGUCCCGCCCAGGAGAACUCCAUGAGGAUUCUAGACAGCAUGUAUCCAGAACUGUCUGCCCGUGCCUGGACUCUCGGUAUCCUCCGAGGAAACAUCUGUAUGUCUGCUGCUGAGACGGGGACUACACCCUCCAGCUCAGUCAGUCAGGUAUCUGGCUUCAAAACCAUCAACUCCUCGUCCACGGCUUUCACCAAAACAGAACAAAGAGGGAAGCGAAGUGGAGUCAACAUGCUUCUACCAAAGAGUGCCAAAAGGCUGAGGCUGGAUAACUGCUCCCCGGCCCUGCUGGGGGCGACGGCCGGCCCUGCUGGGGCGACGGCCGGCCCUGCUGCUAAGGGGAUAUCCUCCACGACAUCAGCCACCUACAGAGAAGGAGAAACUGGUUGGGAAACCAGCAGCGACGCCUCCAUAUCCCAGGCCUUAGAGAAGAUAGAAGCCCAGUGUUUUGACCUGUUGCCUGUCAUCAAGAGUCACCUGUUUGUUGGGAAUCUGUCUAGGAAGCCUGUGUUACGGGAUGAGGAGAAGGAGGUCCUCUCUGAGUUCUCAAACAAUCAGCCUCUGGCAGAUGAUCUGAUGUCGGUGAUGCUGACUAAGCUGAAGACUGAGAGGACUGAGCUGCCUGGGUCUCACCUCCAGGCUCUGGUCAGAGUCUACACUGCUCUGUGCCGACAGAGGAGGGACUGGGACAGAGCUCAUAUCCUGGCCUACAGCAUCCUUAGAGAAGAUUUCCCUGAGUCAGCCAAGCUGGUUCUGUUCAUGGUGACCACGUGGCCCAACGUGUUCUCCUGCAGGACUGUAGUGUGCCAGGCCAUCCACACGGUCACCAAGGUCAAAGCUCAAGGAGAGGUGCUCCACUGCCUGACUGCUUACCUGGGAUGGGAGAAGAGUCCUCCUAGUGACGUGGAUCAGUUGGUGUCCAGCACGUUGACGUCGGUCAGAGACGCCGCCGAGAUGACCUUCCAGAAACACCCGCGACAUGGAGAGGACCUGAACCCUGUUGCCUGGCAACGCGUCUUCACCCUGGAGCUGCUCUGCUCUCAUACACACUGGAAGUGGACCCAUGACAACCUACUGAGUAAAGAGCUGUGGCCGGUGAUGAACUCCUGGGUGACUCAGCCCAGAUCGAGACAGACUCCCAUCCAGGAUGUUACUGUGGCUGCGAUCCUCAGACUCAUAGGGCGCCUCGGGCAGCUGGGAAUUAAGGAGGGAUGUGGCUGGUCUGUGAAGAACAUCUCCAGGGUCAUCAACACCUUCGCCAGACACGGCCGGUCAGAAGGUGUUCCCUGGGAGGUCCAGCUGGCAGCUGUCUACACUGUCUACGACCUGUCGCCUAGCAACCCCAAGGAGGCUCUGGCUGCGCUGGCGUCAUGGCGAGGAGAGACCACCCAGCCUGUCCCCCCCGCUGUCACCAGCUGCAUCACACAGAUCGCCUCGCUCUGCCCGACACGUCAACCCCUAGUCCCUAAUCCCUAGCUCCUAGUCCCUAGCUCCUAAUCCCUAGUCCUUAACCCCUCCACACCCCUAGCUCCUAAUCCCUAGCUCCUAACCCCUAGUCCUUAAUCCCUCCACACCCCUAAUCCCUAGCGCCUAAUCCCUAGCGCCUAAUCCCUAGCUCCUAAUCCCUAGCUCCUAACCCCUAGUCCUUAACCCC
Salmo salar (Atlantic salmon) is the source of this 2118-nucleotide messenger RNA. NCBI's taxonomy places the organism in Eukaryota, Metazoa, Chordata, Actinopteri, Salmoniformes, Salmonidae. The record is from RefSeq and is a predicted model, not a curated record.